UUUGUCACUGAUGAUGUGAGAUUCAAAGGAAGAUUGCUGGUGGAUCAAAACACUGGCUCUCUCACCAUCAGAAACACCAGAAAGAGACACUCAGGACAAUAUAAACUAACAAUCUCUAAAGAAAAGAUCACAUCCAGGAUAUUUAGUGUGGAUGUCUUUGGUGUGGCUGGUGAUACGGGUGGAGUGAAGUCAGUAUCAGUGAUGGAGGGAGAUUCUGUCACUCUUCAGAAUGAUGUUACUGAAUUACAGGAGGAUGAUCUGAUAGUGUGGAGGUUUGGAGAUAAAGGCGUCCUUCUGGCUAAUAUUGAUGUAGAAACGAACGAGGCCUCAAUAAAUGUUGAUGAUGAGAGAUUCAGGAACCGACUGCAACUAAAUCAGACUGGAUCUUUGACCAUCAAAGAUGCCAGAACUGAACACGCAGGACUUUAUGAAGUACAGAUCAGAGGUCGAGAGAGCUCACAGCAAUUCCUUGUUUCUGUCAUCGCUAAGCCUAUUCCUGAUCCGGGUCCAUCUUCUGAUGUCACAGCUGGAAUAGUUGUUGCUGUUCUGCUGGUGGUUGCACUUUUAGCUGCAGUUGUGAUUUACUAUCGCCACAGGAUCUCUAAACUACAAAAACAAGUGGCUGAAGAAAAGAAAUGGUGGUUUGAAGUUCUCUAUCUCACUGAAUUCAGAAAAACCACCAGUGAAGAAAAGGAUAUAGAAUGUGAUGUUGCUGACGGGAGAUUCAGAAACAAACUGGUGCUGAAUACGAAGACUGGAAAUCUCAUCAUCAGUAACAUCAGGACCUUUCACUCUGGACUCUACAAACUACAGAUCAGCCACAAAAAUGGAAAAACUGAAUACUUGAGAUUCAUUGUUACUGUCACUGUGAAGAAAGUGUCAGUGAAGGUUGGAGAAACUGUCACUCUAGACCCUGGUCUUAAAACACUGAGUGGUGAUCUGAUACUGUGGACGUUUGGAGCUAAAAACUGUCUGGUUAUUAAAGCUGAAACAGGAAUCACUGAUAUUAAUGAGAGAUUCAGAGACAGACUGGAUCUGAAUCAUCAGACUGGAUCUCUGACCAUCACAAACACCACAGAUACAGACCUUGGACUUUUUCAACUUCAGAUCAUCAACAGAGACCGGACCAGAUACAGGAGAUUCAAUCUGACUCAUUCUGGUGUGUUUGGUGCUGAAACAGAAGAAGUGAAGUCAGUGACAGUGAAGGAGGGGGAUUCUGUCACUCUGAACCCUGAACGCAAUCAAACACAGGGAUUUAAUAUGAUAGUUUGGAGGUUUGGAGAUAAAGGUACAAUCAUUAAGCGAUGUCUCUGAAAAUAAGCCCUGGUUAAGUA
Messenger RNA from Cyprinus carpio (common carp), 1334 nucleotides. RefSeq lists its product as uncharacterized. The annotation marks the transcript as partial. The record is from RefSeq and is a predicted model, not a curated record. The transcript has 7 exons. NCBI's taxonomy places the organism in Eukaryota, Metazoa, Chordata, Actinopteri, Cypriniformes, Cyprinidae.